AAUUGAAAAAGCUUCUGCCCUUUGAUCGGUAAAACUUCGGUUGGUAAAGGUAACUUUUACCUGUCCCGAAAAAAAGAGGAAGGCAAAAUGACCAAUAUUUACCUCAAGCAAGCAUAAUUUGUUCAAAAAUGUCUCCUCCUUCACAAAGCACAUAAAUUCAGCAAAAUAACUCACAAAGCAAUGUCGUGCUGUUCCACAUUGCUCCUUCCUUCUACUUUUUUAAUAUUACGUCCAGUGUCUGGGUCAGUAAAGUUGUAUCUAAUUUAAAACUUUUGUUACUUGGUAAUUACAUAUUGGAUAUUUAAUUGUUUUCGAAUCUUUUUUGGCUAAUAAGCUUUUUUAGAUAAAAUUUAAAAUGUUUUCUCUUCCACUUGAAGUUCAGCUUGAUAUAUUGAAAUGUCUUGAUUUCAACCAAUUAUUUUCUGUUAAACAAACAAAUUUUUACCUUUUCAAUUUAAUUAAUGAAUAUGAGGGGGAAUUGGCACGAAAGAAAUUUAAUAUUCUCUGUCUAUGGAAGACAGCGAUAGAUAAAUCAAUUCCGUUGGUUUUAGAUAAAUUAGGAUCUGAAAGCGACUUUCUUGUUUAUAUUGAGAAAACACCUCACUAUUUAUUUAACAAGGAAAAAAACUAUUUUCUAAAAUUGCCAAACAUUCCAAAAAAUAUUGAAGAAAUGAUUAUUGUUCGAUGUUGUUAG
Messenger RNA from Meloidogyne enterolobii, 694 nucleotides. The record is from the annotation of a GenBank genome assembly. Lineage: Eukaryota; Metazoa; Nematoda; Chromadorea; Rhabditida; Meloidogynidae.